Messenger RNA from Lecanosticta acicola, 1814 nucleotides. Lineage: Eukaryota; Fungi; Ascomycota; Dothideomycetes; Mycosphaerellales; Mycosphaerellaceae. The record is from the annotation of a GenBank genome assembly.
AUGUCCAUCGUCUCGCUGGCCACGGGCGAGCCAACCUGUACGCUGGAGGAUUUGAGAGCAAUCUGCCAUGCCAGCAACUUCUCCAUCAAGCCCGGAACUCUCAACGAGACCGCGUUCCUCUUGUUUGCCAACAGUUUCGAUGCAGUCUGUCAAAGUAUCCAGGAUCUACCUGAGUAUGAAGACCCAAGGCUGGCUCCAACCGCGGUCCAGGAAGGGGAGAGAACGUACUACAGACCCGACCCUACCGAGAACCCAUUGAACGGCUGGGCUCACAGGACGACGCUUACAUCCGCCGACCCAGAGUCCAAGAGUGGGCUCCUAGCGGGCCGGACUGUCGCUUUUAAGGACAACGUGUCAGUAGCUGGCCUGCCUCAUGGCCUCGGGUGCUCUCCGAAACAUUUCAAAGAUGGCAAACAUCCCAUCAGCACCAUCGACGCUACCGUGGUCAAGCGGAUUUUCGAUGCUGGGGGUAUUGUCAAGGGCACUGCAACCUGCGAAAACUUCUCGGCGUUUGCACUCAGCUUCACCUCCGAUUCGGGAGUCGUACACAAUGCGUGGUUACCGGGAUACGCCACUGGAGGAAGCAGCAGCGGCUGUGGUACACUCGUGAGCGUCGGGGAUGUCGAAGAAGCACGAAAGAAUGGCAAAGACAGCCGAGACUAUCCUCUCGGCGAAGGCGCUGACCUGGCAGUGGGAGGUGACCAAGGAGGCAGCAUAAGACUCCCGGCCAGCUAUAGCGGUAUCUACGGACUCAAGCCCACCCACGGUCUCAUCCCGUACACCGGCAUCGCCUCGCUGAACCCCAUGAUGGACCACACCGGGCCCAUGGCAAGGACGGUAGAGGAUACGGCUCUCUUGCUUCAGGUCAUGGCCGGGUACGAUGGCAUUGAUCCUCGCAUGACGCCAGAGUCUCCUACUUUCGAUCAAGUCGAGAAUUACCUCGACAAUUUGAACGAAUGGAUAUCACAGAAGCAGCAACAUGGCGAGUGGAUCCUUGCAGCUGCCGCCAAAGGGCUACGAAUCGGCAUCCUCAAAGAAGCCUUCGAAGUACCCGGCCUCGACCCAUCCGUCCGCGACACCGUCCGCGCAGCCGCAGACCGCUUCAAAUCUCUCGGCGCAGAAGUCCACGAAAUUUCCAUCCCCCUCCACAAACUCGGCGCCGCAAUCUGGACAAUAGCAACACGACCCCAAAUGCCUCACUUCGUCGCCAACAAACCCGGCGAUAUGCUAGGCCACCCUCUCCCGCACCUGGACCCCUUGCCAAUCGACCAAGACUUCUUUGACAUCCUCUCCAACCGCAACCCAGCAGUCGUCAACGUCCUCAUGAACGCCGCCCACCUCGAACACAAAUACGGCCCCUCCCUCAUCCGAAAAGCACACAUGCACGUCCACCAACUCAAAGCCGCCUACGACGAAGCAUUCGAGCGAGUAGAUGUCCUCCUCACGCCCAUCAAUCCCACCGUGGGCCCGCCUCACCCGAAAGGAACCCUGAAAACGGAAGGGAAUCCGAACGGGUUGAGUGAGAGGAUCAUGGAUCUCUUUGAGCCUGCGAUUGGGAAUACGCUGAAUACUUGCUCUUUUAAUGUCACGGGGCACCCCGCUAUGAGCAUGCCUGUGGGAUGGGGAGAGGUGAAGGGUGGGGAGGGGCGACUGCCGAUUGGGAUGCAGGUUGUUGCGAAGAGGUGGGAUGAGGGGAGCAUUUUCAAGGCGGUGAGUACAGUCCAUGCUAUGCGAAUUUCAGGAUCUCAAGCUGAUGAUGAUGAUGAUUCCAGGCCAAAGCAUGGGAAGUCGGCGGAAGUUGGAAGGACUCGUGA